ACACCAAACCACGAUACUUUUGAACUCGUUUUCGGUCGGUCUCCCGGCUACGCCCGGCUAUCACGCGGACCUCGGCCUUGACUCGGGAGGUCCUUAUCAGGCCGGCCUGGAGAGCGAGCGGCGGGUGCAAGGAGGCUGAGCCAGUCGCGGACAGCCAGCCGCACCGCCAGCAGCACCCCCCGGCCGAGGUCCACGCCGACGAGUACAGCCCCAGGAUGCUGAUGCUGGCCGCCACGAUGUUCACGGCGCUGCUGCCGUUCGCCGCCUCCUGCCCGUGCCCGACCCAGGACCCGGCCGCCGAGGUGUGUGGCUCGGACCAGCGCACCUACCGCAGCCAGUGCGACCUGCGCUGCACCGCCCCGGGUGUCCUCCUGGCCCACCCCGGGCCGUGCUCCGCCGGGGAGACGGCCGCCCCGGGCCGCCUGGACAGCGCCGCCCAGCUGCCCGGCGGGCGCGACCUGCUCCGGCGGCGGCGCUCGGCCACCGAGGAGAGGCGGAAGUGGGAGGAAUGUGAAGAGGAGCGCCAGUGCGGCAAGGCGACCUGCUCAGAGUGCGGCGAGGACUUGGGCUGCAAGCUCAUGUGCAUCUACAACUGCGAGUGCGCGUGCGGCGGGUACCCACCUGGCGGCAUGGACUACCGCCUGUGGGGGAAGUGCUACAAUGAGAGGCGGUGCGUGCGCAAAUACUCGGAGUGUUGGGGGAACUGCGGAUGGGCGGUUGGGGAGUGCAAGGACGCGUGCUUGCUGGACCAAAAGAAGUGUGACUGCGAGUGUGUCCAGCGGGCCGGCAACCAGUCCAGCGCGGCCAGCACGACCACAGGCACCACCAGCACCGCCAGCACCACCAGCGCUCCCAGCGCUCCCAGCUCCACCAGCACCACCAGCUGCGCUCCCAGCACCAGCACCACCAGUGCUCCCAGCUCCACCAUCGCCCCCAGCACCACUAGCACCGCCAGCGCUCCCAGCACCACCAGCUCCACCAGCGCCCCCAGCACCGCCAGCGCUCCCAGCACCACCAGCGCUCCCAGCACCACCAGCGCUCCCAGCACCACCAGCGCUCCCAGCACCGCCAACACUCCCAGCACCAGCACCGCCGCGGCCGCCACCCCCAGGGAGCCCCCCAGGUCGGCGCUGGUGUGCGAGGGCUGGGGCUGCGCGCUCCUGCUCGUGCUCGCGUGCGCGCUCGUGUGCGUGGGCGCGGCCCUGUGUGCGUGGACGCGCGCGCGGGCCCCCGUCAACUGCUGCUGCUCCACGGUGUACUACACGAGCGCGCCGGUGAGUGCCGAGGCCAGACCCAACGGCGACGUCGAACUUCUGUCUUUGGACAAACCGUCGGCCUAGAGGUGUGUUAAAUAUGCCGCCGGAGUAACCUAACAAGGUCUUGAAGUGUUACCAGUUUAGCCGUGUUCUUUGAUCUGAUUUUGGAAUAGUUUGAUUUCGUGUUUUGAUUUGUUUGAUUCAUUGUGACAUAUGUAUGAGUUCUUGUCUGGUGCGUGGAGAGAGAUUCUGCACUGAGAAAAAAAAAUCUGUCCCAGCACUAUACGUUUAGUCCUCAGAUCGACGUUUUUUCGUUGCACUAUACGUCUAGCGCUGGGAGCUAAACGUAGCAUCCCAAGCAAAGAAAAUUUAGAGCACAGCACUAAAACUCAAUGGCAGGUCACUAUCUCAUUUUGAGCUGGGACAAAAGUCGGGAGCAUUAGACGUACGAUUAGUGCCUGGACAGAAAUAUUUUUCUCAGUGUGUGAGCUUUCUAAAGUGCUUUAGUAAGUUGAGACUCUUUAGUGAGUUUUGUCGAGAAUUAGUCAGCUUUUGAGCUUAGUUUAAAUUAAUUCGGUACUUGUUUAUUAAUUGUUUAUUAGUUUAGCUGAUCUGUGUUUUGUAUGCUGUGGGGUAUUAUGCGAGGUAAUAUGACUUCUUAUUAAAACCCUUUGCCGAUGUUA
Messenger RNA from Frankliniella occidentalis (western flower thrips), 1939 nucleotides. Its product is annotated as chromodomain-helicase-DNA-binding protein 9-like. The coding region runs from base 216 to 1340 and encodes 374 amino acids. The transcript has 3 exons. The record is from RefSeq and is a predicted model, not a curated record. Gene Ontology annotation, molecular function: protein binding. Lineage: Eukaryota; Metazoa; Arthropoda; Insecta; Thysanoptera; Thripidae.